Molecule: messenger RNA, 3915 nt
Organism: Condylostylus longicornis
Lineage: Eukaryota; Metazoa; Arthropoda; Insecta; Diptera; Dolichopodidae
Exons: 8
Coding region: 445-3420 (991 amino acids)
Source: RefSeq, a predicted model, not a curated record
UAAUAUUUAUUUGGAAAAAAUUUUAUUUUUUUUUUACUUCAAUUUCAUUCAUGAAAAUGAAGUAUUUUAUUGAUUUUUUGUCUCUAAAAUAAUUCAAAAUCACGUGAAUUUGUUUUUCGUAUAAAAUUUUUUUUGUUUUCUUGUUUUUAUGGUAUUAAAUUAUUUAAAAAUUCAUAAUAUUUUGUUAAAGCUGUUUUAUUUAGAAAUCACAUAGAAACUAUUUUUAAAUCUAAGAAUUAUAAUAUUUGUUUGCCUCUGCCACGCACAUGAAACAAAAUAUCGAAAAAGAGAACGAAAACAUUAAAAAAAGAGAAAGAGAGGAAAAGGUGAAAUAAUCUUACAAAAAAUUUAUUUACCUUUUUAUUCGUUUUCAAUUUUGAGAUUAUUAUAAAAUUGUACAUUGGAUUCUAUAUUUGUUUGAUAAGAGUAAAAAAUAUUAAGAUAAUGUCAGCAUUAUAUCAGAAGAUCUUACCAACAGUGCCAGAUAUGAUCACUCUUGAUAUUGAUAGUACCGGUUUUAUUGACUCAGCGGAAGCAUCAGUUUAUAAUUCUCUAGAAAAUUUAUCAUCAAAAGAUUAUGAGGAUUAUCAAAAAAUGAUGGAGGAAUCAAUUAAAAAAACUGGUUGGAAUUUAGAAAAUUUUGAAGCUGCAGUUGAUAAAGGCGGUAAUCCAUUUCAAAUAUGUGAUAAUUCAAAAGAAAAUUGCUAUCAAAAAUUACUGAAAAAAGAAAUUUUAAUUAAAACGGAUUAUGAAGAUGCUUUAGAAUAUCGUGAAAUGUGUAUCGAUUGGAUUCGUCAAAAUCCAAGUUUGCAUUUAGAGAAUGUGACUAAAUUAAUUAAUAUUUCAUCAGACUUUGGAAGAGAACAAGUUAAUAAAUUGAAAAAAAUUCUGCAAACAGAUCAUUAUGAUGUGUUGGAUGUUUUACAAGAUCUUCUAGAGGAAUCAUUUGAAGCAAAUGAUAUUGAAAUUUUUUUAACGUCUCUUGCUAAUGGUGCUGAUAUUUUACUUAAGGACAGUAUUUCAAAUGAGAGCGUGUUUGAUGGAAUCAUAAGUAGAAUUGAUCGUUAUGAAUAUUUUAAAGUUUCUUAUUAUUUUAUAUUUCGGCAUAAGCAAUAUUCAAAGUCAGAAGUUAUUUCAACAAUGAAUAUAAUUUAUCAUAAUAAAGAUCCUGAUAUGUUUGUUGAAUUAUCAAAUUAUAUGUUCCUAGCAGCUGUAUCAAAUACAUUGCCAUUAGAAAUAGCUAAAUUUAUUGAAAUAGCACGAAAUUUUGGACAAUUUAAAGCGUUUCAUAAAAGUUUAGAUGAAAGUGUUUUCCUUUCAUAUUCAUAUAAUUUUUAUGAUAAAUUAUUUGCAAAUUAUAAAUUAAAAAAUGAAGCAAAAUAUAAAAUUAUUGAGAUGACUUUUGAAACACAUAAAUCAAAUAUUGAAGCUCUAUUAGAUCAUCGGGAUUAUUUGAAAAAAAUUUCAUUAGAUAUUGAUGAAAGAUUAGAAUUAGUUUUUAUAAUGGAAAAUAAUAUUAUUUGGAAGGAGACUGCAACAUUUAAAAAAAGAUUUAGAAAAUUUUUUGAAAAACAUCAACAUGAAAUUAAAUCGGAUACAAAUGUUAAAUAUGAUUUUAUUGAUUUAAUAACAAGCGCUAUUUAUUACGAUAAUAUUGAAGCAAUGCGUGUUAUAUUGGAUAAAGCAUUUGAAUGUUGUGCUCAUACAAAAAAACAAUUAAGAGAUUCAUAUUUUCGUAAUCAAAAUUUAAUUGGAAUUAAUGAAUUGAUUUGUGUUAAAUUUUUAUAUGAUGAAGUCAUGAAAAAUGAUUUUACAUUAUUAUCAUAUGCUAUAAAUAAAGAUAGUAAGGAUGCUAUUAGUGAAUUAUUAAAACGUGGUGCUCAUUUAAUGAUUAAAGAUUCAUAUUAUAGAUCAAAUGUUAUAUAUUUUGAAAAACAUCCAAAAUUAUUAGAAAAUCAUUUAGAUAAUUGUUUAUUAUGGUAUGAUGAAUAUUUAGAUCAAGAAGAGAAAUUUAAAGAUUUCUAUUAUGAAAAAAAUCCACAAUUAUUAGAUGAAAGAAAAAAUUUAGUAUUUAAAAAGAAAUUAUUCUCUGAGAGAAUUUUAUUAAAUUUUAAAAAUUUCAUACCACCAGAUGAAUUUCAUCAUAAAAAUGAAAAAAUAUUUGAUGUGAUAUUAGAUUUAGCACAAAGUAAUAAUUUAAAUUAUUUAUUAAAGCAUCCACUAAUAACAUCAUUAAUAAUAUUAAAAUGGAAUUCAUUAUCAAAAAUAAGUAGUGUAAUUGUUGUAAUGAUGUUAAUAUUUUUUAUAUUACGUGAAUUAUUUCAAUUUUAUUUAAUGAAAUGGUCAUAUUUUACACAUGUAAUCGAUUGGUUACAAAUUAUAUUAAUAUUAUUAAUAAUAUUAACAUUACCAUUAUAUAAUUUUCAUAAGGAAACAAUUAAAGGAUUUACAUCAUUAGCAAUAUUAUUUUCGGCAAUGGAAUUAUCAGUUGUUAUAAGAUCAGCAUCAUUAUCAUUUUUAUCAGUUUAUGUUAUUAUAUUUGAACAGGUUAUUAAAACAUAUUUAAAAAUUUCAAUAUUAUUUGGUAUUUAUAUAGCAUCAUUUAGUUUUUGUUUUAUGAUAUUAUUUGGUCAUGAAAUUAAUAAAGAACAAAAAAUAGGUGAUAAUUUAAAAAAUGGUAGUGUUAAUGAAAGUGCAAUUAAUUAUAAUAAAAUUACAACAUCAACUGAUACAGUAGCAUCAUCAUCAUCAUCAUCAAGUAAUGAUGAAAAUGAAGAUAAUGAUUUAGAAGGAUUAGAAUUUGGUAAUUAUGUUCCAACAGCAAUUAAAACAUUAGUAAUGUUUGUUGGUGAAUAUGAAGGUGGUACAAUUAUGUUUCAUUCAAAAUAUUAUUGGGGUUAUUUAAUAUUCUUCAUAUUUGUUUGUUCAAUGGCAUUAGUGGCAGUUAAUUUAUUACAUGGUUUAGCAGUCAGUGAUGUUCAAGCUAUUAUACAUAAAGCUGAAUUAAAUAAUUUAAUAUUUAAAGCCAGUAUGUUACCAAAAUAUGAGAAAGCAUUAAAUCAAUUAUCAAAAACACGUUUUUUACAUCGAACUGAUUUUUAUGUUGAUUAUUUUGUUAAUUCACGUAUUCUAGUCAAUGAUGAUCGAACAGUAACAUUUGCUGAAUUUGAUAAUGGUAAUAAAUAUUCAAGAGAGAAUUUUCAAUAUCGUUUCGGUUUAAAAGAAUUACAUAUUAGUAAAGGUACUGUACAACAAAUAAAACAAAUAUUACAAGGUAAAAUAGCUGAACGUGAACCAAAACCAUUAGAUCCAAUUAGAACAGAAAUUGAUGAAAUCAAAAGAUUAUUAAAUCAAGUACUUCAUAAUACCGAUAUACAUAGGAGGCCAUCCGAAAAUGUAAUGGUUUAUACACCAAAUUAGUUUUAAGUAUAAAAAAUAUAUUAUUUUGUGUACUUAAAAAAAAACAAAAAUUUUUAUUAAAAUUAAAUUUCGAAUUAAGUGAACUAAGCCUGAAUGAAUACGGUAUACGGUAUGCUUUGCAAUAAAACAAAAAUAAAAACAAUUAAUUCCAUAAUAUGUUUAAAUUGUCCUAAAUUAUUGUGGUACUAUCGCACCGGAUUCGAAAUUCCAAAGCGUUGCGCGGUGUUAGAACUAAAAAAUUAAUUUAAUUGUCUUGAACGUUUUUUAAUGUAAUGUAAAUUUAUUACCGUGUAGUAUAGUUAUUGUAUACUGUAAACGGUAAUUGUGAUCACUGCAUACCGGAUGCCUCUCUUCAUUCAAGUUUAGUACAAAAGUUUAGUUAUUUUAAAAGCAAAAAAAUGUAUGUAUUCUAGUUAAGAAAAAAAUUUUGUAAAAUUCUGAUAUUGAGAUCAUAAAAUUAUUAAAUAAAAUAAAUAUUUGGACAAGUUACAUAUA